UUUUAAUUUCGGCUUUCGGGUUGAAAAAUGAUCCGUUAACUUAUUCUUCAGCUGUACAUUUUCCCGUCUUGAACUUCCGAUAUCUUUCUUGGUUUUCUUUGCCUCUGCUUUCCUGUUGUCCAAACACCAAAACAUGGGGAUUUCAUGGAGCAACAGAAGGAGAAACAACUAUCUACAAAAUCGGCCGCCUCCGCCGCCGCCACCGCCGCCACCUCAACUCCUCUCUUCUUCUUACUAUUACCCUUCGGAACCACCCUCUCUCCCUCCUCCACCUCCUCCUCCUUCAAAUCCUUCGCUUCCUCAGCCGCACAACUAUGCUUUUACUUCAAAUCCACCUUAUCCUCCACCCCCAUACCCACCCCACAACCUUUAUCCUGCGCAUCCCCCUCCAAUCUACUCUUCCUCCUACUACUGCUCUGGUCCCUACAAUUCCUGCAAUUAUGCCAACCCCAUGAUGGCUCGAUCCAAUUACCAGCCUUAUUACGCUAAUCACGGCAAUUACUGGCCUCCAAUUCGGCCUCCAGUGGCGGCACCGCUGCCCCAGCAGCCGCCGCCCUAUGUUGAACAUCAGAAUGCUAAGAAGGUCAGGAAUGAUGUGAAUGUGCAUAAGGAUACGUUGCGACUCGAGGUCGAUGAGCAGAACCCUGAUCAUUAUUUGGUUUCUUUUAUUUUCGAUGCCUUAUUUGAUGGAAGCAUCACCAUUUACUACUUUGCCAAGGAAGAGUCCAACUGUAGGUUUUCUCCACUAUUUCCUGAAGCCUAUAUGCCAGUGAGAAUCCCUUUUCAGAAAGGACCUGGCCAGAAAUUUCGUCAGCCUUCUGGAACUGGUAUUGACUUAGGCUUCUUUGAGUUGGAUGAUCUCUCGAAACCAUCACCUGGAGAAGAUGUAUUUCCUCUUGUCAUCUCUGCUGAAACAUCUCUCCCCCUUCAUCCAACUGAUGAACAUAGUGGUGAUCCUACACCACGUACAUCCCCUCACAUGCAGAUUACUCAAGCUGUCCUAGAGAAGCACAAUGGGGACCCUUUCCAAGUGAGAGUAAUCAGACAGAUAUUGUGGGUCAAUGAGGUUCGCUAUGAGCUGCGUGAGAUAUAUGGAAUUGCAAGCUCAGCAUCAGAAGGCUUUAAUGACAAUGACUCUGGGAAGGAAUGUGUGAUUUGCAUGACUGAACCAAAGGAUACUGCUGUUUUACCUUGCCGACAUAUGUGUAUGUGCAGCGAGUGUGCAAAAGAAUUGAGGCUCCAGUCGAAUAAGUGCCCCAUAUGCCGUCAGCCCAUAGAGGAACUUAUAGAGAUUAAGAUUGAUAAUGAUCACUUUUGAAUCCCAAAGAUGUGCCCUGUAAAGAUGAUUGUGUUAAAUCCAUUCUUCCAGGAAAGAACUUGAAUUUUUAUUUUUUAUUUGUUCAAAAAAAGGCAAAAGCUUUAUAAUUCCCACCUAUGUACAAAUCUGUAUAUUGUCUUCUACAAUCUUUGAUUGGGUUCAUUUUUUAGUGCUCCUGCAAAGUGACUAUGGCUUUUUAAAUUAAGUUUGAAGUGUACGCAUCAUUGGUUGAAGAAGCCCUUUGUUGUUGAGGUUGCAUGUUUCUUUGAAUAAUCUUUCUUUUAUUAUAAACAACUCUACCUGUCAAUACUGAUUGAUGACAUGAUAUCUAUGCAAAUGCUGAAAUGCGUUUGAGUUUUCUUCA
Messenger RNA from Vitis riparia (riverbank grape), 1682 nucleotides. RefSeq names its product probable E3 ubiquitin-protein ligase LUL4. The transcript has 4 exons. The record is from RefSeq and is a predicted model, not a curated record. Gene Ontology annotation, molecular function: ubiquitin protein ligase activity. Gene Ontology annotation, biological process: protein ubiquitination. The coding region runs from base 134 to 1318 and encodes 394 amino acids. NCBI's taxonomy places the organism in Eukaryota, Viridiplantae, Streptophyta, Magnoliopsida, Vitales, Vitaceae.